Colletotrichum chrysophilum is the source of this 1752-nucleotide messenger RNA. RefSeq lists its product as uncharacterized. Bases 1 to 1752 code for a protein of 583 amino acids. Gene Ontology annotation, molecular function: dipeptidyl-peptidase activity. The record is from RefSeq and is a predicted model, not a curated record. NCBI's taxonomy places the organism in Eukaryota, Fungi, Ascomycota, Sordariomycetes, Glomerellales, Glomerellaceae. The transcript has 6 exons.
AUGAUCAUUGAAGGUUGCGACGUUCCGUUGUGCGAUACGAUCCGCCCGGAGAAUGAGGAGAACUGCUUCCCAUACUCCUUCAAGGAGAAGAAGAAAGAGCUCCUGCCUAAGGGCUGGCAAAAAACCCUUCGGAGCCGACCCCUUCCUAGCGAGCUCAUAUACGAGGUUAAUGAAGAGAUGAGACACUCGGAUGGCGUCAAGAUUUACUACGGAAUCUGUCGCCCGAACACGGUGGAGAAGGUUCCUGCUCUUCUUGCUCUGAGUCCUUACGGCAAAGGAGGUAUUAACGGGUUUCUCAACUACGAGCUUCUACCGUACAGAGUCGGGGUACAAGAAGAGAUGCUUUCGGGCCUGGAAAAGUUUGAGUCCGUUGACCCGGCAGAGUGGGUUUCUCGAGGUUACGCCGUUGUUAAUGUCGAUAUCCGUGGAUCUUGGGAUUCUGAGGGAGACCUCUAUAUUGAGGGAAUGGCGGCUGACCUUCCUAACGUCUUCCAAGGACGAGACGCUGCUGAGAUUGUUGAACACGUUGCUGCCCUGCCUUGGUGCUCUGGCUCCAUCGGCAUGCAGGGCAACUCCUGGCUCGCGGCAGUGCAAUGGAGUACUGCGGUGGUGGCGCCCCCCGCCCUUAAAGCUAUCGCACCGUGGGAGGGCUUCACGGAUAAGUAUCGCGAAGUCGCCUGUAGAGGUGGUAUUGCUGACGCGACGUUCCUCAACCUGAUAUAUAACGGGACGUUUCGCGGCCGAAGUAAGCGAGAAGAUAUCUUCGCAGCAGCACAGAAGUGGCCUUUAAUAAACCCCUACUGGGAGGACAAGGUGAUCAAGACGGAGAAAAUCACGAUCCCAAUCUAUGCUGUUACUAGCUAUAGCUCGGGAAUCCACGGUUAUGGCACAAUCCAGGGCUUCCGGAAAGCUAAAAGUAAGAAGAAGUGGCUACGGAUCCAUGCUACCCAGGAGUGGUUUGAUAUUUAUCGAAAGGAUAUGACCGAUGAGCUGCAAGCCUUCUUCGAUCGAUAUCUCAAGGGGGUUGAGAACGAUUGGGAAAAGACGGACCCCGUUCGCGUAUCUAUCUUGACUUGCGGAGAUCGUUUUGGACCGACUGAGUAUAAGAAGCUCUAUUUAACAAAGGAUAACCUAUCUCUCUACCACCCUCCAGCAAGCGGUAUCACGUCGUACCAGUCGGACGAUCGCAGCUCUGCAGUAGAGCUUGUCUAUACCUUCAACACUACAACCACUUUGAUGGGAUUCUCUAAGGCCAAGCUGUGGCUUUCCUGUGAUGACACAGACGAUAUGGACAUCCAUCUCAGUCUGAGAAAGGUCAGUAAGUCGGGAAGAGUGCUCGACCAUAUCAACAUUCCAUGGUCCGCAAUCCCACGGAACGACAGCACUCACGAUGAUGUAGUCAGCACCAAUGUUAUUAAGAGCACCGGACCUCACGGCCUACUUCGCGUGUCCCACCGAGCCGUGGAUCGGUCGAAACAGGAUUCCAUUAUGCCCUACCACCCUCACGAGAAGAUUGAAAAAGUCCAGCCGGGUGAGAUCGUUCCCGUCGAGAUUGGAAUCUGGCCGAUUGGGCUCAAGCUCUAUGAGGGGGAGGGGCUCAUGCUACGCGUGCGCGGGAGCAAGGAUGCGUACUGGGAGAUUCCAAAUCUCCAGAAGAGCACUAUCUUUGGCAUAAACAAGGGGAAGCACCACAUUCAUUUUGGAGGAAUGUAUGACUCGUAUGUUGCUGUGCCGUUCAUUCCGAACGUUUGA